This is a messenger RNA of Etheostoma spectabile (orangethroat darter), 5968 nucleotides long. RefSeq names its product spire-type actin nucleation factor 1b (gene spire1b). The record is from RefSeq and is a predicted model, not a curated record. Bases 266 to 2944 code for a protein of 892 amino acids. Gene Ontology annotation, cellular component: cytoplasmic vesicle membrane; cell cortex. The transcript has 18 exons. Gene Ontology annotation, molecular function: actin binding; microtubule binding. NCBI's taxonomy places the organism in Eukaryota, Metazoa, Chordata, Actinopteri, Perciformes, Percidae. Gene Ontology annotation, biological process: actin filament polymerization; intracellular transport; Golgi vesicle transport.
UGACACACACACACAUACACACACAAACACACGGCUCCAACCCAUAGCUGCUAUCACACCACACAGGUCCCACACACCGUCUUCAGACUGCUGCCACCGGGACCUGAACGAGGCGUCAGGCGGGGAAACAAGCCCACGUUGUGCCGCUGGCUGCCGCCGCUGCCCCGGAGGAGCAGGGGGGGAGGCAUCAAUGCCUCCAGGUUCCGUCGCACAUACCCUGGAACUGUUCUCGUCAUCGGGCCUCCUGCGCUGAGAGAAUGAAAGGAUGGCCGAGCAGCGAUGCGGGGACCACGGAGGGCUGACGGAGGCUGCUGCAGCGACUCACCGGGAUGAGCAUCGCAACAAGAUGAAUCCAACGGAGGAAGCAGCAGUGGAGGGUCUCUCUUUGGAUAAGAUACUGGAGCUUUAUAGCCAGCCCAUCAAUGAGGAGCAGGCUUGGGCGGUGUGUUACCAGUGCUGCAGGACGCUGGCGAAGGGACAUCGGAGCUGGAGAAGCUCCUCCGCCGCCGCCUCCGCGUCUGCCGCCGCCGCCGCCGCCGCCGGAGCAUCACCCUCCGCGGCUCCGAGAAGGAUAUCCGGACCGGGGGAUGUUAGGAUACAGAAAGACGGCUCUGUGAGGGUGGAACACCCGAGCUGUGAAGGUAAAUACAGCCCUUGCACAACAACAGAGGUGAUUGAGUCUCUGGGCAUCAUGAUCUACAAAGCUCUGGAUUACGGGCUGAAGGAGAACGAGGAGAGGGAGCUGAGCCCUCCUCUGGAGCAGCUCAUCGACCUCAUGACCAACAUGGCCGAGGCUGAGAGGGACGCCUGCCCCGACGAAGGCUACGAGGCAACAGAGGAAGAGGAUGAGGCAGAGGAUGACCCUGACAACAUCUCUAGUGUCCAUGGUUACAGAGAUAUCCUUGAGCUGUGCACAGCUCAUCUACCCGGUCUAUCCGACGCCUCUAGCCACUACCAGGCAGUGUGCCGGGCUCUGUACACAGAAACCAGGGAGCUAAGUACUUUCCUGGAGAAGAUCAAGAGUGCCAAAGAGAACCUCCGUAAGAUGGAGGCAGGGCCAUCAGAGGAGCCUGACGGGGGCCUGAAUGAGCUCCAGAAUGCCGACUGGGCUCGAUUCUGGGUUCAGGUGAUGAGGGACCUGCGUGAAGGAGUCAAGCUGAAGAAGGUGCAGGAGCGUCAGUACGACCCUCUGCCCAUUGAGUUCCAGCUCACUCCCUACGAGAUGCUCAUGGACGACAUCAAGUCCCGACGCUACAAACUGCGCAAAGUCAUGAUAAAUGGAGACAUUCCACCCAGGUUAAAGAAGAGCGCUCAUGAAGCCAUCCUGGAGUUCAUCAGGUCCAGACCACCUCUCAAACCUGUGGCGGCUCGUAAGCUGAAGCCACAGACCCAGCUUCCUCCGACGCUGCAUGAACGCAUCUUGGAGGAAAUCAAAUCGGAGAGGAAACUACGGCCGGUGUCGCCUGGUGAGGUCCGCAGGGGAAGGCUGGGUCUUGGCAAAACUCGCAGUAUGCCACAGGAUUUGUUCCGUACUGGACUAGAGGACUUUAGUCCGUACAUGGGCAGGAGGACGUCCAGCUCUCUGUCUCUAUCCAACGGAUCAGCGUGUCCCAGGGGAGAACCCUCUGGAUCUCAGUCCGUCCCUCCGAGGAAAAGGCUCCUGAAGGCUCCUAGCCUCGCCGAGCUGGACAGCUCCGACUCUGACGAUGAGACUAUCGGGCGCAGAUCAGCCAGCAGCUCCAGCGUGGCUACCUCUGUGAUGGAUGAUACGUCCCCAGAGAGUGCUCUGGGAAAGAAAACUCCCCCCAUGUUCCUGCCCAUCUCUUCUACACCCCAGCCAGAGAGGCGUCAGACCCCCCAGAGGAGACACUCCAUCGAGAAGGAAACCCCGACCAACGUCCGGCUGUUUCAGCCACCCUCCAAAAAGAGUUCCAAGUCUCUGGUUGGGAUGAUAGCUUCCUAUCGUCCCUGGAUACCCCUCCUCCUCCUCCUCCUCGGCCCUUCUUCCUCCACUCUUCACCAUUUGCAGAGCUCCCACCCUAUGGAGGCCUUUGUGUUGGGCUUGGUGAAGGCAGUUUUUGCUCUGUGCAGGGGCGUUUACGUCACAGGAAGAGAGUCGGCCAAGGAGGAGUUCUGUUUCCCCGUGGAGUGUCUGUCUCUGACGGUGGAGGAGGUGAUGCACAUCAGACAGGUGCUGGUUAAGGCCGAGCUGGAGAAGUUCCAGCAGUACAAAGACAUCUACAACGCCAUGAAGAAGGGAAAGCUUUGCUUCUGUUGUCGAACCAAAAGGUUUUCCUUUUUCACCUGGUCCUACGUCUGUCAGUUUUGCAAAAAGCCUGUGUGUGCACAGUGCUGCAAAAAGAUGCGGUUGCCAUCCAAACCUUAUUCCAGCUUGCCCAUCUACUCCAUUGGCUCGACCAACACUCUCCCCAGGGAGAGGGUGAGUGGCAUGGCUGCCGUAGGACAGGGACUCUCAGUGGUCGGAGGGCCAGGGUCGGGGCCAGGCUCGGGGCCGGGGCCGGGGCCGGGGCCGUCAGCAGCAGGAAGGGCCACGGAGUCUCCCACUUUGAAAGUAGAAACAACAGGGGCAUCUAAAGGAGCUGGAAAAGCCUCUGGAGCAGCAGCUGCUGCCGCAAAGUCUGAAAAAUCCUCCGGAAGCCCGAGGCGCCACAGCAUCCACAAGACCAUAUCCAAGCUUUCGAAGCACGGCUCUCUAAAGUCCCAUGAAGAACUGGAGCUCCCCUCCGAGCUGACAGAGGACUGGGCCAGCAUGGAGGUGUGUGUAGACUGCAAGAAGUUCAUCUCUGACAUUAUCGCCUCCGGCAAGCACAGCCUGUCCCUGGCCACCAAGAGGGCUCGCCUAAAACGCAAGACCCAGUCCUUCUACUCCCCUAAAGGGAGGGAGGAGUACCGGCCCUCUGAGCGGACAAUCAAGGAGAUCUAGAACUCUCACUCAUCUCUCUUUCUGGCUUCUUUCAGCUACUAUGGCACAAUUAUAAAGUCUCAACAUUGGAUAUGAACUGUGAAACUUCAAUCAGAUAAAACUGUCAAAAUGGCGGACGUGAAACUCAGUGGUGGACAGUGUGGUUUUUGUUGCCGUGUCCUGAGCACCGUGUACAGCUCCUUUACACCUCAGCAUACUGUGGAUCUGCCAAUCAAAUUUCUUUUUUUUUACAGCAAAUCAUAGACAAUCCUUUAAUCUCUGGCCACAGGCUUUUGAGUGGAGAUGCGAAGAACUGUUGAGACAACAAAUGGCGUCCGAGUGGAAGGACUUCCCUCCCCUCUAGUCAUCCCAACUCACAUUCAAAUCAACAAGCACAAGACAGAAGGACUUCCUCUGGCACUGGCACUGGCACUGCAGCCGACACCAGGCCGGCAGAGGGAUCAUAUUGUACAGUAACUGACACUCAAGAAAAUAUGGAAUAUUAAACUGUACAUUUUAUAUGGGCUUUAUUUUAGUAUUUUCCACAUUUGUUUACGGUAAAUGAUUGUUCAAAGAAGUCACCCUCCGCUUUUAAUUUUGACUUUUAUUUGGCUGAUGAUGCUCCAUCACUGUCCUCUUUGCUAAGCACACUUGAAAGCAUGCAUAUCUGUUUUUCUAUUUCCUCACAUCCGUUUUUGCUGUUUUUUCUUCUUCUUAAAAAUCGGUUUUCAUGCUGAUUUAGUGCCAAAUGAUAACAUCUUUCUAAUCUAUGUCACCCAAAGAAAAGUGAUGUCCCCCGACGUAUGUUUGCAGUUGUCAUGCCACAAAACUAUAAGACAACCUGGGCUAAACGUUCUUAUUAAAGCCUCUGAAAACGUGGUUUCAAAUCUCGAUAUUUCAAAAUGAAUAAUCAGGACUAAAUUAGCAUUGAAAGUGAAAGUGCUCUGGCAAGUAGACUUGUAAGAGACAGAUUAUCAAAAAGAAAGGUGAACAUUGAAGUUGCAGAGGCUGAUAUAGUGUAUCCCUUCUGUGUGUGUGUCUCUGUGUCCAUUAGUCCCUAUAUGGGUCAAGCUUAAACAACAUUUCCCAUGAUGCAACUCCACCUUUGUUAAAACGUUCCUGACUAGUAAAUACCCACAACUUUCUAAAUCUACAAGAAUCUAAGAUGAGUCCAAAAUAACCCUGAUGACAUCAUCAGGGCAGCUCCCUCCAGAGCCACAGAAGACAUUUUACAACUUGUUUUCACAGACUUCUCCUCCUCUAAAAAUCUUCUCUAAUCUUUGUGUCAAAUCUGAGAAUAUCUCCUAUAAACCAACUGUCAGUUUAAACAUAGCUAAAUCCUGAUUGGUGCAAGGAACUACAUGACAUCAUCUGCGUCCAACCUAGCCCCGCCCACUUCAACAAGUGAGAGGAGCUUAAGCCAAACAAAAACCACAGAAAUCGCUCAUAAAAUAACCCAAACUAUUCUAAAUUUAACAAAAGUUUCUGUCACUGGUCGUGAGAAACCCACUAAAAACAUAAAUUAAAAAAAAUACAUAUACAUAUGUUUGUUUUUUAGGGCCUUUAAAGCACAUUUCUUAACCAUACGUUCAUGUUCAUCUACAACUUACUUAAAUAACUCAGAUGUGCAGAAAAGCGGGUAUAAAAACAUUAUUACCUGCAGUACUAUGUGGAAGAUCUUACCUUUAAAUAAUUUACAUGAAAAAAAAUAUAUAUAUAUAUGUAUAUUUUUAGGGCCUUUAAAGCACAUUUCUUAACCAUACCUUCAUGUUCAUCUACAACUUACUUAAAUAACUCAGAUGUGCAGAGAAGCGGGUAUAAAAACAUUAUUACCUGCAGUACUAUGUGGAGGAUCUUACCUUUAAAUAAUUUACAUGAAAAAAUCGACAUAUUUUAGCAUUUUUUAAUGUACCUUUGCAUUGCAAAUAAAUAGCAUAUAUUAACUAAUUUACUUUUCUUUACAUUAAGUUCCUGACUUGUAUUUGUGUAAGGAUUAGUCAUAUGAAAGAUCCUUUACACAAAAUAUUGCGUUUUUCAAGCAGCGGCAAUAUGAAACUGUACACACUUCCUGUCUCCGAAAAGGGCGUGGCCUCAUUUGAACGUGUACUGAACGUUAUGUGGAUGGAUGAAAAGUAAUAUUUGAAUAAUGUAUUCAUAUGUUCUUUUGCUAACGUUUGGUUCUUACAGUACACAGCCAAAGGACAUAUUUAUUAGUUUUAUUAUUUAUUAGAUUAGUUUUGUUAGGGCAUUCAAGAUCUCGCGAGAGUUGGGUCCAGAGACAGAAACAGAAUGUUCUGGAGAUAGGUGGCUUGUAAGAAAUGGCGCCAAUUAUAUACUUUUGCUCAUAAUCAGUGUUUACGUUCACGAGACGCCCACGUGACACAGAUCCAGGAAACUACUCUGAGUUGGGGUGUCUCGGUUCUAAUAAAACCCCUUAUAUUCAUGUUUUUUCACAGUUUAUGAAACCCUAAUAAGUAUACAGGCAGCAAAAAAAUAACAUUAUUGCAACAUGCACUAUAAGUCUAAAUGUAAUGCCUUUAUGAUUUCUUCAUUCAGAGUCUCAUUGGCAGAAACGAAUUACCUGUCUUUUAGCCUGGAUGUUUCUUUUACUCUUCAUCACAUUCCUCAUCUUCCUCCUUAAGAUAUUUCUGCCUUAAGAAUUGCCUUUUAUAAUCACGCUCAUAUGUUGAACAUUCAUCUACUGUAACUGUACAUACUUUUCUAAUGGUUUGUUUGUAGAUCAGGUGUGUGUGUGUGUGUGUGUGUGUGUGUGUGUGUGUGUGUGUGUGUAUCUGUGUGUGUGCGUGUGUGUAUCUUGACAGUGAGACAGCUGUAGAUCCGUGUCUCUGAGAGGGGAACUACCCCAGUACCGUGUGUGCGGGGGAGGAGUAGGACGUCCACAGGAGAAACCUCACAGCGUGACUGCAUCAUGCAUGUACUACGACGUAGCUUGUACCCUCAGUCUGUAUUACCUUUAAGCUGUAACUCCCUGCAGAGAGCGCAAAAAACGACGACUACAACAAUAAACUGUAAUGCAAUACUUGA